AUGAACAUAAUUCAGCAGCUCGUCCUGGUCCUGGUCCUGGUCCUGGACCUGGUCUUAUGUCUGCAGGAGGUAGACCGUCUGGAGCAGCUGCAGAGCAAACUGCACUCCUACUCCAUGUUCGGGCUGCCCAAAGUGCCGCGGCAGCUCUCCUUCGACGAGGACGCCUGGGAGGAGGAGAAGGAGGCCAACCUGGUGAUGGAGGACAGCUGGCAGGCCUUACUGGAUGACUCUGAGGCGCUGCCGAGGCGACAGUUCCACCAGCAGGAGGCGAUCUGGGAGCUGCUGCACACUGAGGCCACCUACAUCAAGAAGCUUCGAGUCAUCACGGAUCUGUUCCUGUGCGGCCUGCUGAACCUGCAGGAGAGCAGCCUGCUGACGGAGGUGGACCCCAACAAGCUGUUCAGUAACAUCAAGGAGAUCGUCCGGCUCCACACGGCUCUGUGGAACCAGGUCAUGGUCCCGGUCCUGGAGCAGGCCAGGAGGGCCCGGGCCCUGCUGGACCCCACGCAGCUCUACGACGGCUUCAGGACGUUCGGCUCCAGGUUCCGGCCYUACAUCCGUUACUGCAUGGAGGAGGAGAGCUGCAUGGAGUACAUGCGCACGCUUCUCAGGGACAACGAGCUCUUCAGGACCUACGUGACGUGGGCAGAGACACACAAGCAGUGCAACCGUCUGAAGCUGGCCGACAUGUUGGCCAAGCCUCACCAGAGACUCACCAAAUAUCCCCUCCUGCUGAAGAGCAUCCUGAAGAGGACGGACGAGCCCACGGCCCGCGACGUCGUCAGCAGCAUGGUGGUCUCAGUGGAGGACUUCAUCAACAGUGUGGACUUCCAGAUGCACCAGCGUCAGGAGCAGCAGAAGCUGGCCACCAUCUCGGCACGCAUCGACUCGUACGAGGCGGUGGAGGGCAGCAGCGAGGAGGUGGAGAAGAUCCUGAAAGAGUACAACCACUUCGACCUGAUGGCUCCCAUGAGGGGGACGUCAGCCGAGCAGACCCGCCAGCUGCACCUGGAGGGAGCUCUGAGGAUGAAGGAGGGCAAAGACAGCAGGAUGGAGGUCUACUGUUUCCUCUUCACUGACCUGCUGCUCAUCACCAAACCGGUGAAACGGGUGGAAAAGGUUAAAACKAUCCGUCAGCCUCUCCUCAUUCACAACGUGGUCUGUAAGGAGCUCAAAGAUCCUGGCUCAUUUGUCCUCAUCUACCUCAAUGAGUUCCGGAGUGCAGUAGCAGYCUACACGUUCCAAGCCAACAGCGCCACCCAGGGGCGGAGCUGGAUCGAUGCGAUCUGCAACGUUCAGAAUCAGCUGCAGAGGCUUCGCAGCCAGGAGGACCUCCGACAGCAGGACAUCCAGAAGAGAUGUACAGAGGAGGAGGAGGAGGAGGAGGAGGAGAGCAGCAACUCCACUACAAGUUCUCCAAUCCUGCAGCACAAGAACCAGCAGAACUGCCAAUCAGACGGCUCCACUGAGACGCUGUCAGUGAUGGACGCUGAUGUUCAGCAGCUUCCUGCCUCCAGCUCGAACCUUGAAGGAAGCUCAGACAAAGACUCUGAUCCGGGCGUGUCUCUGCUGUCUGACACGCAGCAGUCCACUCACAGGGACACCUACAGCCUGUCCUCUGAGCACAGUCCAGAGGAGGACCCCCACAGUCCAGAGGAGGACCCCCACAGUCAAGAGGAGGACCCCCACAGUGAGGAGCUGGAGCCCCAGUUUCGCUCCCUCUCCAUGGACAGCGCCUACGGUACCCUCUCCCCUGAAUCCCUCCAGAGAGAGCUGCAGCUACAGCCCGUCCAGAGCGAGGCAGAGGAGGAAGGAGUUCAGGAGGAGCAGCUGGGUGAGACAGAAACAGAGGAGGUGGAGGAGGAGGAGGAGAACACCUCUCAGGGGUCUCAGGGGUCUCAGCUGUCAGUGGUCCAGCUGACUAGACCUCGCCGGCGGCCUCCUGUGCGCUCCAGACUGCAGUGUCUGCAGAGGCUGUCUUCUUUCACUCUGUCCCGCUCCGAGGACAAUCUCCUGCAACGUGUCCACGAAGACAACCCCGUCUCUCGCAUGCACUCCCUGGACUCGCAGGGGUCUCAGGGCGAGGACAGGGACUCGUCCUCUCUGGGGUACAGCCGGAGCCUGUCGGAGCUGAACCUCUCCGAGGACUGUCUGAGCGCCAGCAGACUCUCAGACAAGAUCCGAUCCAGCCUGGACAGAGCCCAGGACACGCACGCCCACAGGGCCCCCGCCGGGCUGUGUGAGACCACCCAGCUGGGCUCGGGUCGGACCUGCCAGCCCAAGACCAGCUGUGACUCAACGGGACCGUCCCACAAAAAGAGGAGGAGCCCCGCUCAGCAGCACAAGAAGCUGACUCUGGCUCAGCUGUACAGGAUCCGCACCACCCUGGUCCUCAACUCCACCCUGACCGCAUCGUGAGUGUCCCUGUGUCCAACUGUGUCCCC
Molecule: messenger RNA, 2444 nt
Organism: Austrofundulus limnaeus
Lineage: Eukaryota; Metazoa; Chordata; Actinopteri; Cyprinodontiformes; Rivulidae
Product: pleckstrin homology domain-containing family G member 5
Exons: 12
Coding region: 1-2418 (805 amino acids)
Biological process (GO): endothelial cell migration; Rho protein signal transduction
Cellular component (GO): endocytic vesicle; axon; plasma membrane
Molecular function (GO): guanyl-nucleotide exchange factor activity
Source: RefSeq, a predicted model, not a curated record